CGCGGCGCGAGCAAGCCCGAGAAUGUUCUAGCAGUUACCGGACAUUUUGCGAAUCUUUGUUCGCCGGCGCGCGACUGUAUAUAAACGCGAGCCGCGCCGGCGUGGCAACAGUCGACAGAAAGCGAUCGCAACGAGAAGUCACGUGAGUUCGUCGCGACGUUUCCUAAUCGAGCGAAUAUUCUCGACCGGCUUAUAUAUCUGCGCUCUGAGUUUCGUUUACUCGCUUUUGUGUGUCAAGCAAGCGGAAGAAGACAAAAGUAAAAUAAAAUAUAUUCAAACAUGUCCUUGGUACCGCUGUUGUUCUCCGACUGGUGGGAGGAUUUGGAACAUCCUCACAGAAUCUUCGACCAGAACUUCGGUCUGGGCAUCUAUCCGGAUCAGCUAACGAGUCCGAGCAUCCUCGAGCGCUUCGUUGUGCCCCGUGAUCGCCGCGUGAGAACCUCACCUCUGCUCUAUUAUCGGCCUUGGGGCGAGUUGUUGCGCAGCAAGGAGGAAGGCGGCACGUCCACCGUAAAAGCCGACAAGGACAAGUUCCAAGUGAUCUUGGACGUGCAGCAGUUCAAACCCGAGGAGAUAAACGUUAAGGUGGUGGACAAAUGCGUGGUGGUCGAGGCGAAACACGAGGAACAGAAGGACGAGCACGGUUGGAUCUCGCGUCAGUUCGUACGCAAGUAUCUGAUACCCGAGCAGUGCGAUAUCGAUCAGAUAUCGUCCAGUUUGUCGUCGGACGGGGUUCUCAGCAUCACCGCUCCAAGAAAGGACAAACCGGAUACGCAGAACGAGCGGGCGAUCAGAAUCGAGCAGACCGGCAAGCCGGCGCUUCAGGAGAAAGCGGCGGAGAAGAGCGCGGAGAAGGAGAAGAAGAAGAAGGAUUCAAAUUAAAUAUAAUAAUAUAUAUAAUAAUAAUAUAAUAUCUCUCUUAUGACUGAUAUCAUGUAUCAACUUCGAUAGAUAGCGUUUUUUUCGUUCCUACAUUUCAUGUAAUUUGUAAGUCGAGUGAUUUUUUCUUUUUUUUUUGUUUUUGUUUUUUACAAGUAUGAGAUACUCCACGUUCGCUAUUUCCAGUUUUUGUAAGACCAAGAGUACUCGUCAAAUAAAUAGUGUUGUUCAUCCUAA
This is a messenger RNA of Pseudomyrmex gracilis, 1116 nucleotides long. RefSeq names its product protein lethal(2)essential for life-like. Gene Ontology annotation, biological process: response to heat; protein refolding. Gene Ontology annotation, molecular function: protein folding chaperone. Lineage: Eukaryota; Metazoa; Arthropoda; Insecta; Hymenoptera; Formicidae. The record is from RefSeq and is a predicted model, not a curated record. The transcript has a single exon. Bases 280 to 882 code for a protein of 200 amino acids.